Thermothelomyces thermophilus ATCC 42464 is the source of this 990-nucleotide messenger RNA. RefSeq lists its product as uncharacterized. Lineage: Eukaryota; Fungi; Ascomycota; Sordariomycetes; Sordariales; Chaetomiaceae. The annotation marks the transcript as partial. The record is from RefSeq and is a predicted model, not a curated record. The transcript has 3 exons.
AUGAGCCGGCACGCACUCCGGUCCGCGCUGGGGCGCGCUGCCCCCUCAGGAACCGCUCGCGCCCUGACUCUACCCAUCCGCACCACGACGCCAGCAUCCUUCUUCUCGACCACCUCCAACUCGGCCUCCGAGAGCAGCAACAAGAACAACAAUACCAGCAGUAACGAUGCGAAAUCCAACGAGAACACAAGCAGCAGCAGCAGCAUCAAGUCAAGGAAACCUCGCGCCCAGUCCGCCGCGGUGCAGCGCCUCGCUCAGCUCAACAACACCACCACUACGAACAACAGCGCACGGGGGCUGGGCGAAGUACGGGGCAUUCCCGCCGGCGGAAUCGAUGCCCGCUCCCUGCGCGUCUCCCCCGACGCCGCCGCGGCGCCGGGGUCCGGGGCGUCGGGCCCCCGCUCCAGGGGCGCGAAGAAGGACAGCGACAAGGAGACGACGCCCGAGAGCGGCAAGCUGGUGUGGAAUCCGGAGGAGCAGGCCGUGCUCGACCGGCUGGACAAGGGCGAGGUGGUGCCGCACACCCCCAAGCUGACGGCCGAGACGCUGACGGGGUACGGCGCGGCGGUGGCGACGGACGCGCCCAUCGGGCCCGCCGAGACGGUGCUGCGCAACAUGCGCCUCAUGACGGGCGGCAUGGCCUUCAACUCGGACUCGGGCGUCACGACCGACCUCAAGGAGGUCAUGAAGCGCUACUUUUACAAGAAGCCCAUCUUUGUGCACAGCAAGGGCGAGCGCGAGUGGAUCGAGAGCGCCUACCCCAAGCUCCGCCUGGUCGGGCCCAACGAGAAGAUCAAGAAGGCCAUCCUCGAGCCCGCCGUCCUCGGCAAGUACGAGGAGCCCAAGUUUGCCGACAUCACCGACGUCAAGGGCACCAUGGCCAACUACCACUCCCGGACUUCUACCUACAUGGAGGCCGACUCGCAGAAGUUUAUUGAUAAGGUGCUCUCGCUGCUGCCGCCUCAGCAAGGUGGUAAGCCCGCUGCUCAG